Molecule: messenger RNA, 138 nt
Organism: Colletotrichum lupini
Lineage: Eukaryota; Fungi; Ascomycota; Sordariomycetes; Glomerellales; Glomerellaceae
Exons: 1
Coding region: 1-138 (45 amino acids)
Source: RefSeq, a predicted model, not a curated record
AUGCGACUUAUUUUAGCGCAUCUGACUUGGAACUCUGACAUGGAGCUGGCGGAAGAAAGCCGUGGAUGGGUAGAGAAACAGAAGGUUUAUAGCCUUUGGGGAAAAGGUCCUCUGAAGGUUCACCUGAGCCCAGUCUAG